CAGUUUUUCCCCCCUCAACUAAUUUUCAUGCAGUGGGUGGUUUUAAAAAGGCUCAGCUUAAUUUAGUGUAUCAAUGGGGUGAUAGUUUGUAUGGAUGCGUACAUCAUAGCCACUGACGCGAGGUCAUUGUAUCACCUCGAGUUAUUUCAUACAAAGCGUGGCUGUCAGUGGCGGUCCCAUUCCUGUGGGAACAGGGGUUAGCAGAAGAGCAGAUUGAUGAUGUAGGGACAGGAACAGUUCAGUGUAUUCGCCCCUGCCUUGGACUAGAAUGGUGCUAAGACCAAAGUAGUUGAGCUCUUUCAGAUGGGAUGGAGGAGCGAGAUAUCAUGGUUGAAAACACCUUGAUUGGCACAUGCUGGUUGAUAUCAAGCUGUACCCAAGGUCCCCUAAGGUAUUAUGCCUCAAGGAGCACAAGAUUCAGCAAUACGUGUCCGUGGUUGGAUACUGCACUUGACAGUUCCCCCGAGAAAAUGCAUAAAUCCAUAUUCAUCCAAUACCCGCGACACCCCGCCUCAUUUGAUUUUCAAAGCCCGCGCCUCAGGUCGAGCCCAGCUAAAGACGUCCACCAGGUAAAGGUACCGACCUAGGGUGCUACUGUUAGGCAGCCGCUCAACCUGGAGAGCUCCAAAUUUGGUGAUCACCACCACUGAAGCCUAGCGAUCGUACAGCUAGCUACAGCACUAGCCCCCCCGCUAUAGGUGCGACCCCCCGCCCGACAUCACCUCACCUCAACAAUCCACACAUCCAGAUCCAUCUCUCGCACGUCGAAAUCUCCCUCUUCCGCAUCAACAGAAAGCGUGAAUCCACCCUUGACCACGCUCCCGGCGCCGGCAUCGUAGUCUACCCCAUUCAUCUUCUUUUCUGCCUUUUGCUUUUGCUAUAGUUUCUUCUCCUCAUACUACUCAUACUCGUACCUCUUGUUCUUACCAAAUAACUAAAAUUCUCUUGUCGAGCGAGAUCUUAUCUCGUCAUCCCCCCCCCUCUUCAAACGACCCUCUCCCCCCCGCCAACCCCUCGUCGGUCGAUCUUCCUCAUCUCUUCUCUCCUCUCUCUUCCGCUCGCCGUCCUGUCUCGUCCCAGCAACGCCUAGGCUUUCUUUCGAUCGAACCGGCCAUAACAAUCUAUAGUCAUGGGUCAGACUCUAUCGGAGCCCGUUGUCGAAAAGGUGCGUCUUGUGCCUUUGAAUUUUAUGUGCUCGUCUCGAUCAUCUGCGCGGCUCUGUUCGUUUUUUUUUGUUUUGCAUUUGGCCAUUGGGAUUUAGUACUCGGACCUGGCGCGAGAGGGGCAAUCUUGCUCAGUCAUGAGCCCCUCACCCAGCACCAGCGGCGCUGGAGCCCACGCAAUACCAAUUUCACCAGCCGCGCCUAUAUCCUCAGCCUUGUCGGGAACAUGCAUCGACCACCGGAGGCUUUGGGCUUAUAAUUUGGCUCUUGCGAUUAUUAUUUUUCCACGCCUAUGCUCACAUACUGAUAUCCGCUUCCCCGAUGUUUCCGCCUGCUGCAUUAUCGUCAGACCAAGUCCCGCUAACGCUUCGUUUCUACCCCAUAGACUUCGGAGAAGGGUGAGGAUGAGCGCCUCAUCUACGGUGUUUCGGCCAUGCAAGGCUGGCGCAUUAGUAUGGAGGAUGCUCACACCGCAGUACUCGACCUCGACUCAGCCAAGUCUCACUCCAGCAAGCUGUCCUUCUUCGGUGUUUUCGACGGACACGGUGGUGACAAGGUGGCACUGUUUACCGGCCAAAACAUUCACAACAUUAUCUUCAAGCAGGACACUUUCAAGUCUGGUGACUAUGCUCAGGGUCUGAAGGACGGUUUCCUCGCGACCGAUCGCGCUAUUCUCAACGACCCCAAGUACGAAGAAGAAGUUUCCGGUUGCACAGCCUGUGUCAGCUUGAUCGCUGGCAACAAGCUCUAUGUUGCCAACGCUGGUGAUUCGAGAGGUGUUCUUGGUAUCAAGGGUCGUGCCAAGCCUUUAUCUCAGGACCACAAGCCCCAACUCGAGAACGAGAAGAACCGAAUCACAGCUGCCGGUGGCUUUGUCGACUUCGGCCGAGUGAACGGAAACCUCGCCCUCUCGCGUGCUAUUGGUGAUUUUGAAUUCAAGAAGAGUGCUGAGUUGUCCCCCGAGAACCAAAUUGUUACAGCCUACCCCGAUGUUGAGCAACAUGAUCUUACAGACGAGGAUGAAUUCUUAGUCAUUGCUUGUGAUGGUAUCUGGGAUUGCCAAUCCUCUCAAGCCGUGGUUGAGUUCGUCCGACGAGGCAUCGCUGCCAAGCAAGAGCUCGACAAGAUUUGCGAGAACAUGAUGGACAACUGUCUUGCCUCCAACUCCGAGACCGGUGGCGUUGGCUGCGACAACAUGACCAUGGUCAUCAUCGGCUUCCUCAACGGAAAGACCAAGGAAGAGUGGUACGAGGAGAUCGCCCGCCGGGUCGCCAACGGAGAUGGCCCAUGCGCUCCUCCUGAGUACGCCGAAUUCCGAGGACCUGGAGUCCACCACAACUUUGAGGAUAGCGACAGUGGCUAUGAGAUGGAUCCUGAAAACAAGGGACGAAGCUUUGGAGUUGGUGGGUACCGAGGCCGGAUCAUUUUCCUCGGCGAUGGCACUGAGGUUCUUACGGAUUCAGAUGAUACAGAGAUGUUUGACAACGCCGACGAAGACAAAGACCUCGCCAGCCAGGUCACCAAAAACCCGUCAUCCGCCGAGAAGGACACCGCUCCUGUAACCGCCCCUGGCGCCGCCGCCGCCGAAAACGCUUCCGCCGAUACGAAACCCGCCGAUGCAACCGUUACGAAGCCUACCGACAAGGACGCUGCGGAGGAGGUGAAGAAGGAGGCCAGUGCCCAGGAAAUCAAGAAGGAAGAAUAGGUUGUUGUCUGAAAUUACGGGGCAACGGGUUUGAAUUCAACCUAGGUGUCGCUCCUCCCUUGCACCUCCGGUUAUGUUUCUCGGAUCCCAACUUUCUGGGAAGUUUAAAGGGCAAGUGGUAGAUGGUGGUCACGAGAGGAGGUUGUGAUAUUCUCAUGUUAAGUCUUGCAUCUCAACUUGUCGGUGUAUUGGUGUCAAACCUGGAUCUGGAUCGUGUGCUCUUCAUCGACUUGCCGAGGCGCAUCACGAGAAGAGCGAGACUCGGGAAGGAUAUCAUGUUCUGGGCUGAGGCGGAUACAAGGAAAGAAAGAGAGAAAGAAGAGCGAGAGAAACCUUUUUUUGAUGUUUACGCACGCAUGGGAUUCCCAUUUUCUUCACGUCGCCAUGAGAUCAUCAGUCUCAUUCCAAUCUUCCGUUGCGAAAGCCAGCUUUUCCCCCCCACAAUGCUGGGAUGAUAUGCUCGAGUAUGGUUGGAUUGCUUUUAGAGGGAUUAAGAGGCAGUAUAGCAUAUACAGGACACUAACUGACGGCCCAUUGUUGUUUUUUGAACGGUAGGCUCGGUUUAUUCAGACGUGAGUUGGAAAACAUCUAUAUCCAUACCUCUCCAGGAGCUUUCAUUGUAAUCCUAUAGACUUUGGCACUUAUGUAAUGUGGGUGAACAUAUGCACUGAUCUCGGGGGCAAGACAGACCGUAAAUUAGUGCGAGCAGUGAAGAUUCGUGGUGUUCUCAUAACUUCGUUUUUAUUUAUCGAUGUUCUGGUUUCCGUCUCGCCCAUCCUCUUCUAAAAUGUGCUUUUGCUAGUGUACAUGGUAUGUCCGUGGUUUUCUAUCAUAAUAUGCCCCUUGAAAGUACGGGUAAAAUGGGUAGGCAUCCCAGAAGGAAUUGUAAUAUACAGGGUGGAGUGAUGCAAGGUGCUGAAAAUAUGAUAUUGUUAUAUGGGGGUUGUAUGUGGCGCUUCUCAUAGAAGUUCAGCAAGACUUAAAUCUAGUCUCUUCUUCGAGCUUCUUCGAGCUUCUUCUCGAGCUCCUUCAGAGCAGCUUCAGGGGAAGGAGUGGAAUCUGGUCCUUCAGGAGGACCAUCUUGACCAACGCCAGGCGAUUUUGGGUUCGUCUUGGGCCCUGCCGACAAAAGCUUUGGAGUAUCAUCAUCAACAUCAGGCCAACUGUCAGGCUCUUCUUCUUGUACUAUGCUCGGAUGGUUUGAAUCUGCCAGAGACUCAUCCCAACCCUCAAUCAUAUGCGCCGGAUCGAAACGACCCUUGAGUCGCACGUUGAUUUUCCCAGGUUGACCGUCAGCUCUGCGAAGCUUGACGAUGAGAUCCUGCACCUGAACGGGUUUACCAGCGCUGAUCUGAGAGUGCAUGGGCAGGUCAUUAGAGCGAUAUGAAAGUCCGAGCGCAUAUUCGAGGGGUUUAAGGGGAACAUAGCCCGCCCACUUGUCAAGGAUGACACGCUCGACUCGGGACAUGACUACCCAAAGACGAGGAAUCUUGUUGGCUAGAAUAUCAGGGAUUGCCUGUCUAGGGAAAAUGCCUGGCUGAUGCUCAAGCUUUUUCCAAAAGGGGUCUUUGUGCGUGCGAAGGAGGACUUGGCUCAGCAAGUUUCUCGAUCCCUUCUGGAGCUGACGAUGGAGGACGCCGUAGAAGUAGACAGUUCCGAGGGCAUGUGGUGAGCGUGUUUUGACCGCAAGUGACAGGAGAGCACCAUAAGUCUCCUGGUCAGGCUCGCAGCCGGCGUCCUUAAAGAGUGACAUAGCCCAGAGAGCAGUAUCCCAAUCUCUAGACUUGGCCGCGUGGCUGAGGAAAAUGUUGAUAGUCUUGAGCUCAACUCUGUGGCCUGACUCGGUAUGAAUACUGACCAGUUUCUUGCAAUCUUCGAUUCGAGGAUCUUCUGGACGGUGGAAGCGAAGUAGUUCAGUGGCAAUACUAUUGAGACCAUCAAUCGCUAGCCAGCCCUCACCAUAGCGUUCCUUCUGCUCGUCCAGGAAGCAUCUCAGAGGUAUUCCAGCUUUGAAAGCAGCAUAUGCAUCGAGAGAGGCCAUUACAUCGGCGAUCCCGCGACGCGUGGCCUGGUGAUUGAACAUCCCCAAUUGGUACAUGGCCACAAUGACCUGCCUCCUUUCGUCCUCACCCCUGACCAGUCGAAGGAAAAGCAGCCAUGUUCGAAUGUUAGGGUGAUGAUAGCGCGCCUGCAUCCUUCGGAGAAACCUAUAAAAGAAGCCAAUAUCACGCUUGUGAGUGUAGCCUUCAAGCAUGAUGUUGUAUAUAUCAGUGUCCAUGGGAAUGCCUAAUUCCUCUCCCAAUUGUACGAGAUGGUUGGCAGAGGCACGAUGUCCACCUCGGAAGGCCAUCAUGGAAAUGGCCAUUUUCAAGACAGGGACAGUAAUGAAUGGUUUUGCAGCAGGGUCCUCAAAGGCAUCAACGAUGAGCUUAAUCCUGAUGCCAUCCGUAUCGAUAUAUCUCCCAUUCACACGCCUUUGGCCGUAGAACCUGAUUGCUAGAUGAGGAGGCACCUUUCCAUAGCACAGCGUUGAGAUAUAGUGUUCAAAGUUGUCAUGUGUCCAUAAGGGCGGUCGCGGGAUCUGCUCGUAUGGCACAUGGAGAGAGUGAGGCUGGUACUCUUUGUGCACCCAGAUAUUGUCGUUAUGGUCAUCAGGGAGCGAGGCGCCUCCGUUUGGCGCAUUUUCAAUGGUUGGCCACAGCUGCCUCGUCUUGUAAUCCGACGCCGCCACUUCUCCCAGCUCAUAGAUUUCAGCGUCUUCGCAAUACCUCACAAUCUCGUCGGCCACCUUGACCAAUAUCUUGCUCUGUCCACGAAGCACAAUGGCAGAAGGAUUACGAUCCACCACUGCCCGCAGUUUCUGGAGCACGCCCGUCGCAGAGUCGACAUAUUCGAGAUUCUGGUUGUUGACUUCGAUAUCCCACGUUUUGGGUAGGACGAUCCUUACAGCCGACAUGUUGGCCCUCUCGCUCCAUUGCGGUGUCAUGCGCUUCAUGAGCCCAAAACACUCUAUCCAUUGCGGAACUGUCUUAUCGAAGUGGCUCCAGACCACACCCAAGCCGGCCUGUCGUCGUGCGUCCCGCCUAUGCUCCUGUACGCUUGCUUUGUUCGCCUGUUCGUUUGGAUAUUGAAGUGGUUUUCCGAUCACAGGUUUAAAGAGCUUCAUAGUAUCUUUGUCUUCGACCAGUCGAGGCGCAUCGAUCCUGAACGCAUCUUUAAAGGCUCGAUUGCGGGAUUCGUGAGUAUCGUCUGUAACUAAGUUGGCAAUGACCUGCUCAGGCUGUUGUUCGCUCACUUCGAGAGACUUCUCAGGAAGGGCUACAAGAGCUGUUUCUGGGGGUUCAGUUGAGUUUGUCCCAUCAGAAUAUGCUGUCGUUGACUCGAGCCGGAUAGCGUAGGGAUUGGAUAUCCUGGAGGGCAAUGGGGCCCUUGAUUUUGGGAAAGGUCCUGAGAAGGCAGAGCAUCGCGACCGAGCCCGCCAUAUUGACUUGAUCGCCAGGGACAUUUGUUAUAAUUCACGCAUCGUCGAAGGCGUUUUAGUUCGAGAGGCCCCCCGUUGAGAGCUGGGUCCUUGGCUACUAGAUACCUUGGUAUAGU
Messenger RNA from Fusarium odoratissimum NRRL 54006, 6465 nucleotides. RefSeq names its product protein phosphatase. The record is from RefSeq and is a predicted model, not a curated record. Lineage: Eukaryota; Fungi; Ascomycota; Sordariomycetes; Hypocreales; Nectriaceae. The transcript is spliced from 6 exons. Bases 1597 to 2868 code for a protein of 423 amino acids. Gene Ontology annotation, molecular function: protein serine/threonine phosphatase activity; cation binding. Gene Ontology annotation, biological process: protein dephosphorylation.